GCUCUGGUUACUACUCGCUGGUACUACUACUCCUCUCCUGUUCGCCUGUCUCUUGUUUACUACCUUACCUUGUUUACCUUUCCCACCACUACUACUACUACUACUACUACUACUACUACUACUUACUUCCUUCUUCCUCCCUCCCUACUUAUCUUUCCCUAUCUAUAUACCCUUAUACUAUCUACCCACCCACCUAUCUUUAUACCUUGCACUUGUGCCACUGGUCGCAUGGUCUAACGUGGAUCCCGUACCCGCGCGAAUCGUCAUGCCUACCGGAUUGCCUUAUUUGCAGAAACUGCGCAAGCCCCAACUUGCAGAAUGGGCUGAGCUCACUGACCUCCAGGACUAUGAGGACCUCACCAAACCAGACCUCGCUGCCGCUCUGGACAGCCAUCUCCAAGCCAAUGAGUCUAUCUUCAAAACCGACGCGCGUCUGGCCGAUUACUACCGGCGACUGUCGCAAUCCCCGCGCGUGUACUCCCCCACCAAGAGAGCCCCCAAGGUUGAAGCCUCUCCAACGCCGGAUGAAGCUCCUCGAUCUGUGCGCCGGAGACAGGUGAAGGCCAAGGUGGAGCGCGAGCCUACAGAAGAAUCUGAGCCCCAAACCCCCGGACAGGUGGUGGGCGUGCAGCCGCCAACGAUGUCAUCGCUGGUGUCGGAGCUACCGCCCUCGCCGGCCGUGGUUACCGACGUGAUUGAUCGCCAGACAGCCGCGUGGGGCAAGUCCGUUAGCGAACUGUGGUCGGAAACGGGUGUGCACGAGCGUACCGAGUCGCUCCGCUCCAACCUUAGCAGCGUCAAGGCCUUUGGCACGUUGAUAUUAUCGGUUGAAGCCCUUGACGUGUUGCGGGCUGUUGUGCCCUGGAAUUACGUGGGCACUGUCCCCAUGCCCCCGUGGACGCAUAUCUCGGACUUGAAGAUCGCCAUUCCGGACAUUUUCAUUCUGGUCGAGGGGCAUUUCUGGGCUGUUGUCUCGCUGUGGGCGUUGAUUAGUGCGGCGCUGCCCUUUACUGUCGCGUACUUUUUCAAUCUGAGCUUGCAGGCCGCGCAGGCUGGGUCGCAGGUUCGUCGCGGUCGUGCUGGUGUGCAUGCGAGCUUCGAUCCGUUGAGCUUCUAUAUUGCUAAGGCGGUUAUCACGUAUUUGGUCUACACGGAGCAGUUCACCUUCUGGGGUGCUUAUCAGGGGUUGACGAUUGAUCGGUUGGAGGGAUCUGUUCCUUGGGGAUUGAAUGGGGCGUUGGCGGGGAGUGCUAUUGGAGUGAUUGGGACUUUGUAUGAGGCGAUUCUGAGGAAGUGAUGUAUAGUUGGCAACGGCAGUGGUGAGUGGACAGAGUACAGAUGAUGAGGGUUAGAGGUGUGAUUGGGGUGUUGACUGAGUAUUCUUGAGUUUUGGCUUCGUUUUGGUUUCUUCCAUCUAUGUUAUCCUUGGUUGUUUCGGGUCAGGGCGUAUCAGCGGACUGGACUGCUGUUACUGCUAUGCUUUGAGGGCGAUGGGCGCUGUAGUAUUGCUUGAUAUGUUUAAGUCUAAAUGUUAGGAUGAAUGAAUACCAACAUCUAUACCAGCCA
This is a messenger RNA of Aspergillus neoniger CBS 115656, 1566 nucleotides long. RefSeq lists its product as uncharacterized. The transcript is spliced from 3 exons. The record is from RefSeq and is a predicted model, not a curated record. Gene Ontology annotation, cellular component: membrane. The coding region runs from base 266 to 1297 and encodes 343 amino acids. Lineage: Eukaryota; Fungi; Ascomycota; Eurotiomycetes; Eurotiales; Aspergillaceae.